Limulus polyphemus (Atlantic horseshoe crab) is the source of this 2291-nucleotide messenger RNA. It is a transcript of the gene mRpS22, whose product is annotated as 28S ribosomal protein S22, mitochondrial-like. Gene Ontology annotation, molecular function: structural constituent of ribosome. The record is from RefSeq and is a predicted model, not a curated record. Gene Ontology annotation, cellular component: mitochondrial small ribosomal subunit. The coding region runs from base 6 to 1181 and encodes 391 amino acids. NCBI's taxonomy places the organism in Eukaryota, Metazoa, Arthropoda, Merostomata, Xiphosura, Limulidae. The transcript has 8 exons.
UAGAAAUGAAUAUGGCGAUAACCAUUAGAAAUAUUAUGCUUAUAUGUAAUCGAGUAAUAGUUAAACAACAGACAUUGUUAGGUCGACCAUUUAUGUCAUCGUUUAAACUUUAUGAAAAUCGGAAAAAUGAAGAAACUCUGGAGGAAUCUGAAACCAUAAAGGACAUAGAUGUGGAGAAAAUAUUUAUUCAACCAAAGGUUCAAGAAAUCUUGAAAAGAAUAAGACACAUAAACAUGGAUAAGGUGUUUAGAACUGUUACAAAACCACUCUCACUUCCAAGAUACCAGUUUCUUACUGAGGAGGAGUUACAACAGCAAUUAGAAGAAGCUCGCCAGAAAGCAGAAAUAAAACUACAGAUGCCUCCAGUAUUAAAACCUAAACCUUCAGUCACAGAGAUUUUGUCAUAUGAUCCAGAGCUUCAGGGACUAGACAAUUUCAAGAUUGUUUUUACAGAUAUUACUUAUGGUAUAUCUGACAGACAAAGACUCAUUGUAGUGAGAGAUACAGAUGGCACAUUGCGAAAGGCCAAACGAGGAGAACGACAUAGGAUGAACCAGACAUAUUUCCCUCAGAAUGGUCGAAAACACAAACUGCCAAUUAUGUUCGAAGAUGAGCAUUUGGAUAAUCUACUGCAGAGAGAGAAGUAUGAAUUUGUACUAGAUAGAGCAUGUUUACAGUUUGAACCUGAUGAUCCAGACUAUAUUAAAAUCAUUGAAAAAACCUAUCAACACAUAGACACUACCAGAAGCUUUAAUGAACUAAGAUCGACCAGACAUUUUGGUUCAAUGGCAUUUUAUUUUGUGGUCGCAAGAAAGAUGGAUAACCUCUUGCUGGAUAUGAUACAGAGAAAACUAAUUUCAGAUGCUGCAGACCUGGUGAGGUUAUACUGUAUUGUUCAUCCUGAUUCAGAUACGGCGCAACAGAGUGUUUCUGAAGGAGAUGAUUUGGGCAUUGUCAAGGUGGGUAUAAACAAAGAGGUGUAUUCUAAUGUUCGUCCUGAUUCAGAUACGGCACAACAGAGUGUUUCUGAAGGAGAUGAUUUGGGCAUUGUCAAGAUUUUUUUGCAGUAUGAUUCUAGAAAAAAAGGGAAUUUAGAGUUAGCACUCCAAACUUAUGAAGAUAUGCAGAAACAGCGCCACAUUGUGGAAGAAGGAGUAAAGUCAGCUCAUGGUCAUACAUAACUGUUGUGAUUUUGCAUAUUAUGUAUUACUUCUUUUGUGUAAUUAGCUAAUAAAAUGUAUCUGUGUAACACAACUUUUCAAAUAAACUGUGGUACUGACUUUAUUAUUUCUUUAUUAGUUUGCAUUUAGGUGAAAUAUUUUUAUAAUUUUAUCAACUUAUUUAAAAAUAAUCAUAGAAACAUAGAUUGUUCAUCCUAUUAAACUCAUUUAGGGAUAGAAAUAAUGAAAUAAAAUUACAUUCGCUCGAGGGAAAGCUAUCAGGAGGAUUACAUUCCCUCAUGUAAAGUUGCAUUUCCUCAUGAAUUGUUUUUUUAUUUAAUCCAUGCAAUAUCUUCACUUUCAUUGGUCAUAACUAAAGGAAUAUGAAUGGACCAUGUAUUCUUGAUCUGGAAAGCCAGCUAAAAAGAUUAAAUUCCUCAAGCAAAGUUCAAUUCCCUGGGAAUUUAACGAAUGUAAUAUUUCGAUCUCUGCUUAUUGUAAGUGCAUGUGCUGUGUAUUACAUAUAUUUUUCUUAAUAAAUAUAAACUAAUUCUCUCUGACAGAAUAUUUCUUUUAAAGUUUGUUACAGAUAUCUUAGGUUAUAUUAAUCAAAACACACAUGGAAAACUUGGAAAUGUCUUAUGUACUGAUAAGGAUAUAAAAAUAAUUGAAUUUUAAUAAUUUGGUUAAGAAGAUAAAGUUUUUUACAGCAAAGUAAUAGCUUGAAUGGAGUAAAAGAAUCGUAAUUUAACCAUGUCAUGAUAUUCAUGUGAACCUAACAAAAAUGUAAAUUUAAUUUCUCCGGCUUCAAAACUUUUCUUGUUAAUUUAUUAGUGUAUAAUUUCGAAUUUUUAUUGUAAUUUAAGGAUUAUUUGCAUAAUAAUUUCUAGUUGGUAACAUUAAUUCACAACUGUUAACUUUAAGUGGAUUAUAUUUUACGUCACUUUGUAUCUAAAUAAAGAACUACAAUGUUUUAUUAUUUUAUAAAAGUACACAAUUGUUUAUGUGUUAUUCAGUAGUAACCGGAAAUAGCAUUUAAUAGCAACAUGUAUGUAUAUAUAUAUAUAUAUGUAAAAAUCUCUUUUACGUGUUGUUAUUUUCAGAGCUAAUAUAAAAGUCGGUAUUUAUUUU